Messenger RNA from Alnus glutinosa, 1122 nucleotides. RefSeq lists its product as uncharacterized. The record is from RefSeq and is a predicted model, not a curated record. The transcript has a single exon. Bases 1 to 1122 code for a protein of 373 amino acids. Lineage: Eukaryota; Viridiplantae; Streptophyta; Magnoliopsida; Fagales; Betulaceae.
AUGACUUUGACGGAAGGAGAAAAACUUGGUAUCAUUAUUAAUGAAGAUGACACUGCCGACUUGUGUUCUAAAAGUGGGCUUUGUCUUAUCGGUAGAUUGCUUUCAGAACGGCGGGUUCAAAAGGAAGCUUUUCAGAUUAUGAUGUCUCGCUUAUGGCAAACACUGGCGUCGGUAACCUUCAAGGAAAUACAUGACAACUUGUGGCUCUUGGAGUUUGCCAAUGAAUCGGAUAGAAGAAGAAUUAAGGAGGGCAAGCCUUGGCUAUUUGAUAGAAGUGUUUUGGUUCUAAAGGAGGUGGAUGACAGUACAUCUCUUCUCCAGAUGGACUUCACCAAAGCUUUGUUUUGGGUGCAGGUGCAUGAUAUGCCUUUAACAUGCAUGAACAAGGGAGUGGGGAUCCAUAUUGGGGAAUCUCUAGGGAAGGUUGAGGAAGUGGAUGUCACGAGUGGUGGUAUAGGAUGGGGGAGAUGUCGUCGAAUUCAAAUUUUUCUAGAUCUUACUAAACCUCUUGAACGAGGUAGGGCUCUACUUAUUAAUGGGAAAUCAGUAUGGAUUUCUUUCAAGUACAAAAAGCUUCCCCAGUUUUGUUAUUCAUGUGGUCAGAUUUUCCAUGGGGGGAGCAAAUGCAGGGGAAGUGGAGGCUUUCGAUUGAACGAAGAGGCAGUGGUCAAGCAGUGGGGUGCAUGGAUGCGGGCCGAUCAUCUUCGAUUCCAGAAGGGGAAAUUUUCGAAGGGGGCUUCAAGCGGAGCUACAAAGGAGUCAAAGGAUUCCGGCAAUUCGGGGGCGGCCGGUGAUGGCAGUUCAGUUGAUAAGGAUAAAUCACGAAUUGGCCGUAUAAUUAGGGAUCAUCCAAAUGCUCCAACAAUCCUGCUAGUUGAGGCUACGGUUGCGGCAGUUGUUCAUAAUCCUCAACGUGUGCAUCAUGCUGAAGUGGUUGUGAAGGAGUCUAUCUCUCAACUUCCUAUUGAGGGAGGGAUUUUAAGGAAAAAAGAAAAUGUGGAAAAGGAGGGCUAUUCGGUGGGGUCCUUAGCGCUAUCCUCGGAGGAUCUCAUGGAAUGUUACGUGCAGGAGGAUCAUGGGGGUUUUGUUCAUAAACAAAAUAGUUUGGUGCUGUCUUUGUAG